Messenger RNA from Penicillium alfredii, 606 nucleotides. RefSeq names its product 3-hydroxyanthranilate 3,4-dioxygenase. NCBI's taxonomy places the organism in Eukaryota, Fungi, Ascomycota, Eurotiomycetes, Eurotiales, Aspergillaceae. The record is from RefSeq and is a predicted model, not a curated record. Gene Ontology annotation, biological process: 'de novo' NAD+ biosynthetic process from L-tryptophan; quinolinate metabolic process. Gene Ontology annotation, molecular function: iron ion binding; 3-hydroxyanthranilate 3,4-dioxygenase activity. Gene Ontology annotation, cellular component: cytoplasm. Bases 1 to 606 code for a protein of 201 amino acids. The transcript has 2 exons.
AUGAAGAUCGAGCAGAGGAAUGAAAUCGAAUCAAAGACUCACCCCUGCUAUGAAUUUAGGCUUGAGGCCAACUCCCACCUUCUACAGCCACCCGUCAACAACUACUGUGUCUACCAUCCAUCUUCCGCAGCCACAGCUGGGUACACGGUCAUGAUCGUCGGCGGGCCCAAUGCCCGGACGGACUACCACAUCAACACGACCCCAGAGUUUUUCUACCAGUACCGGGGAUCAAUGCUUCUCAAGACGGUAGAUCUGUCGACAACGCCGCCCAGUUUUCAAGACAUUCCCAUCCACGAAGGGUCGCUGUUCUUGCUCCCAGCGAACACGCCACAUUCGCCCGUGCGGUUCAAGGAUACAGUCGGUGUGGUGAUGGAGCAGCCGCGGGCCAAAGAUGCGGUGGAUAUCAUGCGGUGGUACUGCAAGGGUUGCGGGGAAGUGAUCUGGCAGAAGGAGUUUGUGUGUGUGGAUCUGGGCACGCAGGUCAAGGCGGUGGUCGAGGAGUUCGGUGCCGACGAAACCAAGCGGCGAUGCAAGGCUUGCGGGGUGGUUGCAGAGACACGAUACCCGGAAGGAGAGAUCGUGCAGCCGCCCACCUAUCCUGAGUGA